AUGCUUAGACUUGAGUCGAAUAAACUUACAGUUCUUCUGACAUCAUGUUGUGUCUACUCCAUGAGGAGCCAUGUUGGUUCCAUUGCUUCUUCGAACUUAUGGACCAACAUCGUUCAUGCUCUGGCUCAGUCCGGUGUCAUAAACGCGUUACACGCUGACGUUGAGUUGGUCAAUAACGGCGACAAGUCGGAGGAUGCUUCUGUGUUGGUUCACUUGCUCCGCGUCUCCAGAAACCAUGGCUACGUUUCUUUGUGCAGGCAGCUUCAUGGCUACGUCGUGAAACAUGGGUUUGUCUCAGAAUCGCGUCUUUCCAAUUCGCUGAUGAGAUUUUAUAAGGGAAGCGACUCGUUGGAAGAUUCUCACAAAGUGUCUGAUGAAAUGCCUGAACAAGAUACCAUCUCUUGGAACUCGUUGGUUUCUGGUUACGUUCAGUCGGGAAGGUUAGAGGAAGGACUUUCUUUGUUUCUUGAGCUCCACAGAUCUGAUGUGUUCCCUAACGAGUUCUCCUUUACAGCCAGCUUUUGUGCACGACUGAAAAUCUUGCGGCUCGGAGCAUGCAUUUGCUCAGAGAUUGUGAAACUUGGCAUGGAGAAAGGCAAUGUCGUUGUGGGUAAUUGUCUUAUCGACAUGUAUAGGAAAUGCGGUUCCAUGGAUGAUGCAGUUUUGAUAUUCGAACACAUGAAAGAAAAGGACACAGUCUAUUGGAAUGUCAUCGUUGCUUCCUGCUCAAGGAACGAUAAACUUGAGCUAGGGCUUUGGUUUUUCCAUCAGACGCCAAAUCCAGACACUGUAACAUACAACGAGCUCAUAAAUGCUUUCGCCAAAGCCGGAGAUUUCAACAAUGCUUUUCAGAUUCUAAAGAGUUUGCCUAACCCUAAUUCAUCUUCAUGGAACACCAUAUUGAGUGAGCAAUCAAGAGAAGCUACUGAGUUUUUCACCACAAUGCAUUUGUCAGGCGUUAGAUUGGACGAGUACAGCUUGUCAAUAGUUCUGGCCGCCAUUGCUGCUCUCGCUGUGGUGCCAUGGGGAAGUCUCAUCCAUUCUUGUGCUCUCAAGCUUGGCCUAGACUCUCGGGUUGUUGUCGCCAGUGCUCUGAUAGAUAUGUAUUCUAAAUGCGGAAUGUUAAAGCAAGCUGAGCUGAUGUUUUGGACCAUGCCUAGAAAGAAUUUGAUUGCCUGGAACGCAAUGAUCUCUGGUUAUGCUCGUACUGACGAUUCAACCGAGGCAAUCAAGCUCUUCAGCCGACUGAAACAAGAAAGAUUCUUGAAACCUGAUCGAAUCACAUUCUUGAAUCUCUUAGCUGUGUGUUCUCAUUGUGACGUUCCAUUGGAGCUCACGCUUGGGUACCUUGAGAUGAUGAUUAACGAGUAUGGAAUCAGACCAAGUGUAGAGCAUUGCUGUUCUCUUAUCAGAGCUAUGGCGCAGAGAGGAGAGAUCUGGCAGGCGAAAAUGGUAAUUCAAGAAUUCGGUUUUGGGUUUGAUGGUGUGGCUUGGAGGGCGUUGCUUGGUGCUUGUAGUGCUGGGAAGGAUCUUAGAGCUGCAAAAGCCGUUGCUGCUAAGAUGGUUGUGUUAGGGGGAGUUGAUGAAGAUGAGUACGGAUAUAUAGUGAUGUCGAAUUUCUAUGCUUACCAUGAGAGAUGGAGAGAAGUUAGUCACAUUAGGAAGAUUAUGAAAGAUAAAGAAGUUGGCUCAAGCUGGAUUCAAGAGCAAAAUGUUGCUAUACAACUUUAGUAUCUUUUCAAG
Brassica oleracea var. oleracea is the source of this 1743-nucleotide messenger RNA. RefSeq names its product putative pentatricopeptide repeat-containing protein At5g47460. NCBI's taxonomy places the organism in Eukaryota, Viridiplantae, Streptophyta, Magnoliopsida, Brassicales, Brassicaceae. Gene Ontology annotation, biological process: RNA modification. The record is from RefSeq and is a predicted model, not a curated record. Gene Ontology annotation, molecular function: protein binding; RNA binding.